AUGGUAACCCUCAAUGCACAAGAAGGUCAAUUGGUGGUAAGACCUCCUUUUUUUGAUGUUAAUGACUUCUUGUAUUGGAAAAAUAGGAUGUAUUAUUUCCUUAAAUCAGAAGGGGUUAACUUGUGGGAUGUUGUAGAAAAUGGGCCAUUCACUCCAACUAAAAUUGUUGAUGGUGUGCAUGUAGCUAAGCCUAAGGGUGAAUGGAUUGAGCAAGAGAAAAGAAGAGUGGCUUUAAAUGAUAAGGCUAUUCAUGUUUUAUUUUGUGCAUUAAGUAGAAGUGAAUAUAAUAAAGUUUGUAUGAAGUCUACUAUAAAAGAAAUUUGGGAUGCUUUAGUAGUUACUCAUGAGGGUACUAGUCAAGUAAAGGAGAAUAAGAUGGAUUCCCUUAUCUACCAAUAUGAAUUGUUUAAGAUGAAGUCGGAUGAAACCAUAAGUGAAAUGAAGACAUUCACAAAUGAGGAGCUAGUAAAGAAGAUUUUAAGAAGUCUUCCUAAGGAGUGGCUACCUAAAGUAACUUCAAUCAAGGAUUCCAAGGACUUGAGCAAGGUACAACUUGAUGAGCUCUUAAGAAAUCUCAUUGAUUAUGAGAUAAACCUCAAAAGAGAGCAAGUGGAGGAACCUAACAAAGCCAAAAAGACCAUUGCCUUCAAAGUAUCUUCCGAAAACUCAAGUGAUGAAGAUGAUGAAUUUGAUGAGGAAGAAUUGGCUCUAAUGACAAGGAGAAUAAGGAAGAUGCUCUUCCAAAAUAAGAAGUUCAUCCCAAAGAGGAACUUCAAGAAGGAUAAGGGAGAAAGUAGCAAGAGGGAUCCUCCCAUAUGCUUUGAAUGCAACAAACUGGGUCACAUUAGAAUGGAUUGUCCCAAAUUGAAGAAGCCUUUCAAGAAGUUCAAGAAGAAGGCACUUAAAGCAACAUGGGAUGAAUCAAAUGACUCUGAAGAUGAGGAGAUUGGUGAUCAAGUUGCCCAAAUGUGUGUCAUGGCAAUGGAGGAAAGCUCCAAUGAGGUAACUUUAAAUGAUGAUGUUGUUGAAUUUUCUCAUGAUGAACUAGUUAAUGCGCUUAAAGUUAUGAAUGAUGAACUAGAAUUAAGUCAUGAGAGAAAUAAACUUUUGAAAAGUGAGCAUGCUAGUUUAAGGAAGGAGAAUGAAACCUCAUCUAAAGUUGAUAGACCUUUGGAUAGAAAGGACAAACUUGAUAAAAUUUUGGACUCUCAAAGGUCUUCUAGCAUCAAGUAUGGACUUGGUUAUAGUAAAUUUGCCCAAGCACCUCCUUCCAAGACUAUCUUUGUUAAAGCAUCUAGUUCUAAUGAGCCUAGUCCCCAAGUGCCUAGUCCAAAGGUGUCUAAUCCUAAAGGACAAGAGCCGAAGAAAUCUUGUGAUAAUGAAACUAGAAAGACUUCAUUUCAUCAACAUGCUCCUAGAUAA
Molecule: messenger RNA, 1422 nt
Organism: Hevea brasiliensis (rubber tree)
Lineage: Eukaryota; Viridiplantae; Streptophyta; Magnoliopsida; Malpighiales; Euphorbiaceae
Exons: 3
Coding region: 1-1422 (473 amino acids)
Molecular function (GO): nucleic acid binding; zinc ion binding
Source: RefSeq, a predicted model, not a curated record